ACUGGCUGUGAAAUCUGAUCAAGGAGAAUUUUGCUCUAAAAAUAAUAAUAAUGACUGCCAUUUUGAAACCGGAGUGAAAUCACCAUAUAGAACUAAAAUAGAGCCGAGCAGAGCUAGGAUCUGCGUGGUGGUUUCAGGAACUGCUUCUUCAAGCUGGAGAGAACGAUGGUUGGGAAGGCCAGGUCCUCGAAUUUUACCUUGUCUGAAAAGCUCGAUUUGCUGAAACUUGUCAAGCCGUAUGUUAAGAUUCUCGAAGAGCACACCAACAAGCACUCGGUCAUAGUGGAGAAAAACAAAUGCUGGGACAUCAUAGCCGAUAACUACAAUGCCAUUGGAGCUGACCGCCCUCCUCGCACCGCGCAAGGCCUGCGCACCUUGUACAAGAGGCUCAAGGAAUACGCCAAGCAGGAGCUACUGCAGCAAAAAGAGAGCCUUUCUGAUUAUAAAAGCUACAUCUCUGAACCGACCAAGAAAGUUGUGGAGAUGAUCCCCCAGAUUUCCAGCGUGUGCUUGAGGGAGAGGAGCAAUCUGCCAUGUGCUACACCGGAUAAAAAAAUAGUUGCUACUACCAGCUCACCACAGUCAAUGUUGGAGCACCAACCUGCUGCUAUCACACUGGAGCUGGAUGAAGAUGAGGAGGAUGUCAAGCCACCUGCAUCUUUGAUUGUAGAGUUACAAACACAGGAGAGCUUAGAGCAAAGAGAAGAAGAACAUUUGGUCCAUGCAAUGGAGAGAUCUCCUUCAACUUCCCUGUCUUCUGUGGAUAUAAGAAUGUUGUCUCCAUCUCCCAUCCCCAGAAGAGAUGAAUUUUUCAGGCUUGAAACUGGAGAACGAUUUAGACCGGCAUGUGGGGGAUAUGAUCCCCAGAUGUUGCAAAUGCUGAAAGAAGAGCACCACAUCAUUUUGGAAAAUCAAAGGAAAAUUGGGCUCUAUAUCCAAGAAAAAAGGGAUGGCUUGAAAAGAAGGCAGCAGCUGGAAGAAGAGCUAUUGAGAGCAAAAAUUAAAGUAGAAAAGUUAAAGGCGAUACGACUACGUAGGGAUCUUCCUGAAUUCAACAAUCUUUGAAUAUUUAGCAAUUCUGCUUAAAAACCAGGGUUAUUUCACAAUUCUUUUUGAUCUAGAAAAGAAGUAUUUACCCAAGUUUUGGGGGUAGGGGUAUGCAUGUUUUUUCCAUUUUGUUUCUCAUGCAAAUUUGCAAAGAAAUUAAAGCCAUUUUCCACUGGUCUUCCCAGGUUUUCUGAUUUAAAGUAGAACCAGAUCUAAGACUAAAAAAAAAAACCCCUUUGAAAUCUUAUGACCACAUGACUGUUAGCAAAAGCAAAUGAUAACUUAUACAGCUGUUGUAAAAUAUGCUGAUCUUAUUCUUUUUUCAUUUUUUGGUGAAUCAGUUCUUAUCUGUCCUUUGAAAUACUCAUUUAUUUGUGAGUCAAUAAACAUAUGCAAAAUGGAGAAAAAUA
Messenger RNA from Podarcis muralis (Common wall lizard), 1457 nucleotides. It is a transcript of the gene FSBP, whose product is annotated as fibrinogen silencer binding protein. The record is from RefSeq and is a predicted model, not a curated record. Gene Ontology annotation, cellular component: nucleus. NCBI's taxonomy places the organism in Eukaryota, Metazoa, Chordata, Lepidosauria, Squamata, Lacertidae.